CUUCUUGUGUUUGCUGACAGGUCAAAGUCAUGGUGCGCAUUUCUUCCACGCUUGCAAGAGACACGUCUGAGUCCAGCUCUUUCCUAAAAGUUGAUCCCCGUAAGAAGCAAAUCACGCUCUAUGACCCAGUAACCUGUGGAGGUCAGAAUGCUUUCCAGAAAAGGGGCAACCAGGUUCCACCCAAGAUGUUUGCUUUCGAUGCAGUUUUCCCCCAGGAUGCAUCACAGGCUGAAGUAUGUGCUGGUACUGUGGCUGAGGUGAUCCAGUCAGUGGUCAACGGUGCAGAUGGCUGCGUGUUCUGCUUUGGCCAUGCCAAACUUGGAAAGUCAUACACCAUGAUCGGCAAGGAUGAUUCCAUGCAAAACCUCGGCAUAAUCCCUUGUGCCAUCUCCUGGCUCUUCAAGUUGAUUAAUGAACGCAAAGAGAAGACAGGAGCGCGCUUCUCAGUCCGAAUUUCCGCAGUGGAAGUGUGGGGGAAAGAAGAAAAUCUUAGAGACCUGUUAUCUGAAGUGGCUACAGGAAGCCUGCAGGAUGGCCAGUCUCCAGGUGUCUACCUUUGUGAGGACCCCAUUUGUGGCAUGCAGCUCCAGAACCAGAGCGAGCUCCGUGCCCCUACAGCAGAGAAGGCCGCCUUCUUCCUGGAUGCCGCUAUCGCCUCGCGGCGUGGCAGCCAGCGGGACUGCGACGAGGAGGAUCACCGCAACUCCCACAUGCUCUUCACCCUGCACAUCUACCAGUACCGCAUGGAGAAGAGCGGCAAAGGCGGAAUGUCUGGAGGUCGCAGCCGCUUGCACCUUAUUGACCUGGGGAGCUGUGUGAAAGUGCUCAGCAAAAACCGGGAGGGAAGCUCUGGCCUCUGUCUCUCGUUGUCAGCUCUGGGCAAUGUCAUCCUUGCCCUCGUCAAUGGAAGCAAACAUAUCCCGUACAAAGACAGCAAGCUCACCAUGUUGCUUCGAGAGUCCCUGGGGAAUAUGAACUGCCGCACCACAAUGAUAGCUCACAUUUCAGCCACUGCGGGGAACUACGCUGAGACGCUGUCCACCAUCCAGAUUGCAUCCAGAGUCCUCAGGAUGAAGAAAAAGAAAACUAAGUACACAUCGAGUUCUUCUGGAGGAGAGAGCUCUUGUGAGGAGGGUAGGAUGCGUCGGCCAACCCAGCUGAGACCUUUCCAUUCUAGAAACACCGUUGACCCAGACUUCCCUAUUUUGCAUUUAUCAAGUGAUCCUGAUUAUUCAUCCAGCAGUGAGCAGUCCUGUGACACAGUGAUUUAUGUUGGCCCCAAUGGCACUGCCCUUUCUGAUAAGGAACUGACAGAUAACGAAGGUCCCCCUGACUUUGUUCCUAUAGUUCCUGCACUGCAGAAGACCAAAAAUGAGGGCAGGCUGGAAGAAUGUAGUGAAUCAGGGCCCAGCACGUCUGAAAGAGAUUGCCUGAAGUGCAACACCUUUGCAGAGCUCCAGGAGAGGUUGGAUUGUAUAGAUGGCAGUGAAGAGACCAACAAAUUUCCCUUUGAAGAGAUGCCUGCUCAAUUUAGCUCAGACCAGAUGUCUAAGUGCUCUGUCUCAAGCCAACUCGCAGAGCUUAGUCACUUACCAGAGUCAGAUAAGGAAGAUACGAUGCCAGAAUGUCAGCAUCCUGAUAGAGAAGCCAAGGAAAAUAUAAAUGCAACCCCCAGCAAAACUAAGAGAAAUCACUCCCCCAUUCCUUCUGGAGGUCUUACUAAUAUUUCUACUCCUCCUUCUCCCAGGAGUGUAACAGGCAGCUCUAGUAAAGAGCUUAGCUCUUGCCAGUUAGCACACAGCACCAGCUUGCAGAGCAGCAGAGAAGGUCUCAACACCUGUGGCUUUGUGGAAGGGAAACCAAGGCCAAUGGGUUCACCCCGGCUUGGCAUUGCGAGCCUCUCCAAGACAUCUGAGUACAAGCCACCAACUUCUCCUUCCCAGAGGUGCAAAGUCUAUACACAAAAAGGAGUUCUUCCCAGCACCACACCCCCACCAGCUUCCCUGAGUAAGGACAAUGAGAUGACAUCUACUGAAUCUUUGUUACAGCCAGAAAUACGAACUCCACCUGCAGGAAUGAGCCCUCAGAUCAUGAAGAAGUCAGUGUCUUCCAGCAAUGGGGAUUUUGAAGAGACCAUGCUCAAUGAAGACCAGCAACAAAACCAUUCUCCUGAAUCUAAGAAGGAGAUUCUAAGCACUACUAUGGUGACUGUGCAGCAGCCACUGGAACUGAAUGGGGAGGACGAGCUGGUGUUCACCCUUGUAGAAGAGCUAACCAUUAGUGGGGUCCUUGACAAUGGGCGCCCAACCAGUAUCAUCAGUUUUAACAGUGACUGCUCUGUGCAGGCUUUGGCCUCUGGGUCUAGGCCAGUCAGUAUUAUCAGCAGCAUAUCUGAAGAUCUUGAAUGUUACUCCAGUGCAGCUCCUGUGUCUGAGGUCAGCAUCACACAGUUCCUUCCACUUCCAAAGCUGGGCCUGGAUGACAAGUCCCAGGAUGAUGGCAGCAGACGCUCAUCUAUCAGCUCAUGGUUGAGUGAAAUGAGCACAGGAAGUGACGGUGAACAGUCAUGCCACAGUUUCAUUGCCCAGGCAUGCUAUGGGCAUGGAGAAGCAAUGGCAGAACCUCCUGUCUCUGAGUUUGCAAGCACCAUACAAAGCGCCAGCAUGAUUUGUGUAGGUGACAAACAGAAGCCAGUGACCGACAACAUGCUUAUAUUGUCAGAAAUGGGGGAGCAAGCUUUCAGCAAAGUGCCACCCAUCAAAGGCUGUAAAAUAUCAGCUCUAGGGAAAACUACUGUCACAAUUAAAAACACUGCAAGCCUCAACAGCUGUGAGGGCUACUUCCCAAUGAAGACAAACAUUACUGUUUAUCCAUGUAUUGCUGUUAAUUCCUUCAAAGCGCAAGACACUGAUGAUGCUGUAUCGGCAGUAAAUGCGGACCCAAAGGUUGCUCAUCCCCAUGAGGGGAAAGAACCCAAUGCUAAAAAAGAUAUCAAAUUUGAAGAUCCUUGGCUGAAGAGACAGGAUGAUGUAAAAAAUGACAGCUCUGGGAGCAGUGAUGGGUCAAGGUGUGACAUGACCACAGUUUCAGCCAAAUCUGAGCAGAGCACAAAGCAGUCUCCAGCAGACAGAUUUAGCAGCAGCAGCAGCAGCGGGGAUGCCUCUGUCUCCCCAGGAUGUGAUAGUCUGAAGAGGAUUGUGGAUGGGUGUGAGAUGGCAGCAUCUGGCUCUGCAAUCCAGAGUCCCGUUCAUUCCAGUGAUGGCUUGAAGGGUGGCAGCCUCCCUCGAGGGCUGCCUCCAAAGGCAAGCAAGCCAGAGGAGUCUGAUAGUCACUUCCAUUCUACUGCCUCUGACAGCAAUGGAGUUGUUUCUCCUGCCCACACCCAAUUUUCUAAGGCCAGCCUAGACAAAAAAAUGGCCUCUCCCAAACAUUGUGUCCUCACUCGCCCCAAAGGGACACCUCCUCUGCCUCCAGUGAGAAAGUCAAGUUUGGAUCAGAAGAACAGAGCCAGCCCCCAGCACAGUGCUACCAGCAGCACCACCAGCAGUCCCUCUGGCCAGCCCACGCCUUUCCAGGCCAGCUUCCCCGAGGAGCUGAAUGCCAAACCAAAGGGCCCUGGCAUUGACAACAGCAGCAACAACAGCAGCAGCAAGCUGUUCAGUGCCAAGCUGGAGCAGCUCGCCAGCAGGACCAACUCCCUUGGAAGGUCCACAGGAAGUCACUAUGAGUGUCUGUCACUGGAGAGAGCAGAAAGCCUGUCCUCUAUGAACUCCAAAAUGAACCCUGGCAAAGACACCACCAUGCCUAGGACUGGAAGAAGCGUCAGCCGCAGUGUCAUGUCCUCACCAACCAACUCAGCUCUCUCCCAGUCUGCAGGAGCCUCGCCAAAAGCCGGACAGUCAAAGAUCUCUGCAGUCAGCAAGCUCCUGUUGGCAAGUCCCAAGGCCCGAAGCCUGUCUGCCUCUGCUACAAAAACACUCAGCUUUUCAACCAAGUCUCUGCCUCAGUCUGUUGGGCAGAGUUCCAGUUUGCCUCCAAGUGGGAAGAAUAUGUCCUGGUCAACACAGUCCCUCAGCAGAAACCGAGGCUCUAGCCUUGCUUCUAAGUUGCCUCUUCGGGCUGUCAAUGGACGGAUUUCAGAGCUGCUCCAAGGCAGUGCCAGCUCGAGAGGCUUGCAGCUCCGAGGAAACGUAGAAGCAGAUGAGCGUGGUGGCCUUCACGGAGAGGAAAAGCCAGCAGUUCAUGUGCUGCCAUCUCCUUACAGCAAGAUCACUCCUCCCCGGAAACCUCAUCGCUGCAGCAGUGGUCAUGGGAGUGACAACAGCAGUGUCCUGAGCGGGGAGCUGCCCCCCGCCAUGGGGAAGACUGCCCUGUUCUACCACAGCGGCGGCAGCAGCGGCUAUGAGAGCAUGAUGAGAGACAGCGAGGCAACAGGGAGCGCCUCUUCUGCACAAGAUUCCAUGAGCGAGAACAGCAGCUCAGCCAGCGGCAGGUGCCGGAGUCUCAAAACACCGAAGAAACGAUCAACCACGGGCUCCCAGAGACGGAGGCUUAUUCCAGCUUUAUCGCUUGACACCGCUUCUCCAGCAAGGAAGCCUGCCAACAGCCCUGGGGUCCGCUGGGUGGAUGGGCCCCUGCGAAGUGCACAGAGGGGGCUGGGGGAGCCCUUUGAGAUCAAAGUCUAUGAGAUAGAUGAUGUGGAGAGACUCCAGCGGCGACGAGGUGGAGACAGCAAGGAAGUGAUAUGUUUUAAUGCCAAGCUGAAAAUCCUGGAGCAUCGCCAGCAGAGAAUUGCUGAGGUCAAGGCCAAGUACGAGUGGUUAAUGAGAGAACUGGAGGUGACCAAACAGUACCUGAUGCUGGAUCCUAAUAAAUGGCUCAGUGAAUUUGAUCUGGAGCAGGUAUUUGAGCUGGAUUCUCUGGAAUACCUGGAAGCCCUGGAGUGUGUGACUGAACGUUUGGAAAACCGUGUCAACUUCUGCAAGGCUCAUCUCAUGAUGAUCACCUGUUUUGACAUCACCUCCAGACGCAGAUAAAGAGCGAACCUCAAGAGAAUUUCAAUGCACAUCUCUGCCAUCCUCCUUUUCCCUUCUAAAUAGCAUCCCAAAGACAACAGAAUGAGGAUGAAGGUUGGAGUCAAGUCUCAACUGUGUGUAUGAGAGAUUUGCUUUACUAUACAGAAGAGUAAUAUUAAAAAAUAACAGGACAAGCAUGAAAAAAUGGAGGUAGAAGGAUGUUGAUUCUCUUAGCCUAAAAGAGCACUUUGAGGAACCCUUAAGGACAUGUCUGUAAAUAAGAACUGCUGGCAGAAGAGACUUCUUUCCCUGCAUUAGCUGAGGGAGGAGGGAAGGUGGUUGUAGGACUUCCACUUGAGAGGUUCAUUAGAAGAAAUCCUAUCUAGAAAGACAGUUCAAGUGCCUUGCAAAUCUUUAUUAUCCAAACAUUUAUGUUCAUACUUUCUUGUGUACAGAUGGUGCUAGUCAAAAGAUGAAAAAGGAAAAAAACAAAACACACUUUUGAAAUGUACUUACAGCUUGUUUUUCUCUUGGUGUUUUCUCCUGUUUCAGACUUGCUGUUUCUAAGUAACUUGUGUUUGUAGAGAUAUUUCCUAAUCAGUACAACAUAUGAAUAAAUGUUAACUGUCUUUUAUUAUUAAUGGAGUAAGGCCACUCAAAGAGAAAUUUAGCUUCCCAGAUAACACAUAAAUAUUUCUAGCAGUAAGCAAGGUUUGCUUAUAUGUUCUUCUGUACAAUCUUAAGUGUUAGAGGGCACAGUAAUUUUCCCAACUUACAGGUUCUGCAGUAUGUGAGGGAGGGAGGAGAGGUGACAUUAUGGUGAAGUAAGUAUCUUUUGCAUUUGAUUUAACCUCCCCCUUUAUUUUUCAUGUACUUUUAGCUUUUUACUGGCUAGAGCUAUGGAUGAAGAGGUAUUUUUAUCCCAAUCCCUUUUUCUGGGGCUAAUAACUCAAUGGAAAAUUACUCUAAAGGAUGAGGGCUCUCAUGCUUAUCAGUCCAAAAAUGAAUGAUUUCUUUUGUCCUUCUUGAUUCCAUGACUGAUAAAAUUUAACUUUGCCUUCUUUAUGUCCCUGGCCCAGACAUACCUGAAAGGUGCAGAGACGUGCAGUCUCUGUUCAUCUCAGCUAGUCCAGAAAUAAGCAGGAGUCAUGAGUAAGCAGAUCUAGAAGGUAAUUCAGGCAUGUUGAUUAUGAUUUCUUAAUCAGCACUCCCUUAUUUCAACUAUGACAAAAAUCACAUAGACAUCAAUGGGUGACAUCAUCUAGUGGGUGGCAGUCCUGCUCAUUGCAGGGGUGUUGGAACUGCAUAAUCGUUAAGGUCCUUUCCAAUCCAAACCAUUCUAUGAUUCUGUGAUUAAAAGGAUUAAGGUCUGGGCCUCAUUGCACAACCGGAUAUUCUACUUGUUUGCAUCUUUAUCUAUAAAACAGUAUGUGGGGAAGAACAUCCUUUGUGUUACUUAAAAAAGUGUGUGAAAUUUGCAUGUUAAUUAUGUAUGAGCAUAAAGAUUUUUUUCUUGUGUAGGUUUCUUCUUCUUUUGUACUGAAAUAAUUCCUUUCACAAAAAAAUCCUCUCACAUACCCUUGUCUGCCCUUCCAGUUGGUUAUCAGAAAGUAAGAUCAGCAUUUGACAUAAACUCAGUAUGCAUCAUUUCAUCAAUUUACUGUUCCUACAUGUAGCUCUUUCUUUACCUGCUUCAUCAUAUAAAUGCCAUUUUACAGUAUGCCAAGCACCAUUUCCUGGUGGGAAAAAAAAAAAAAA
This is a messenger RNA of Meleagris gallopavo (turkey), 6773 nucleotides long. Lineage: Eukaryota; Metazoa; Chordata; Aves; Galliformes; Phasianidae. The record is from RefSeq and is a predicted model, not a curated record.